Messenger RNA from Dicentrarchus labrax (European seabass), 6290 nucleotides. RefSeq names its product synaptopodin-2. Gene Ontology annotation, cellular component: nucleus; actin cytoskeleton; Z disc. Gene Ontology annotation, molecular function: actin binding. The coding region runs from base 120 to 4706 and encodes 1528 amino acids. NCBI's taxonomy places the organism in Eukaryota, Metazoa, Chordata, Actinopteri, Moronidae. Gene Ontology annotation, biological process: positive regulation of actin filament bundle assembly. The transcript has 5 exons. The record is from RefSeq and is a predicted model, not a curated record.
CUCAGAUGAUGGGGAUUAUACAGCGGUGUGUUGGAGGUGGUUUUUUGCAAAGUGCUGCUGGUCCGGCUGACAGUUCAAUGAACGCGCUGUGGAGGUUUGGCUGAGGAACUGUGCGCAGCAUGGGCACCGGGGAUUACAUCUGCGUAACGCUGCGGGGUGGUGCACCCUGGGGAUUCACCCUGCGAGAGGGAGAGGGGGACACCUACAGACCUUUCUUAGUCUCCCAGGUAGAGGAAGGAGGCCGUGCCUUUCUGGCAGGAGUGCAGGAAGGUGACGAGGUGGUGUCACUCAAUGGAGAGCCAUGUGCCGAUCUCACCCUUUUACGAGCCUUUGCGCUCAUCGACACAUCGAUGGACUGUCUGCAGCUGCUAGUCAAAAGAUACUGCACUACUCCCCCAGAACUCUAUGAAUCAGAAGAGACAUACUGUGGUCAGAGGGACUGCUCUGGUACAGCUUCAGAGAGCACCACCCUCCAUAUCUUCUCCCCAAAGCACAGGUCCCAAAGCCCAAGGGAGCUGUACAUAUCUGAAUCCCAGGACGAAGCCUACUAUGGGGAGUCAGAUAGUGACACAGUGUUUCCCAAGGGACCCCAGCUGCUUUGCACCCAGCUACAUCUACCCUCAUCUGGUGAUCGGAGAGGCCAGGAGCCUUUUUUUAAAGAAAAUGAUGAAGAAGUACGGCAGUGCUUCUCCCCAGGGGACAUGGUCGAGCUCCAGGUGUCCCUUUCUGAGCAAACAUUGGACGAUGUGGGCUGCACCUCUCUUGGGAGUGCUCUUGGGAUCCAGGGAGAACUCUCAAACAGAGAAUCUGUUGAGACAAUCCACAAAACCACCACAACACACUAUGUGCCGUGCUCUGUCAGAGAGCCGCUCGGACAGCACGGAGUGGUGCUCAGCUCUCCUUCGAUGCUGGGGCAGGUGGAGGUCAUUUUGCAGCAACCAGCAGCAUCAGGAGCAGGGAGGGGCAUCCUGAGUGUGGGUGGCCCCAGGGUCAGUGGAAGUGUUGGAUCCCAAAGCGAAGGAGAAGAAGGCGGAGGGCACUGUGAGGUAGUUCCUGGGUCUUAUACUGUCUCAUUUGGAAUUCCCUCAGAAGAGGCGGCAGCAGCAGAAGAGCAGGACUCUGGUUCUGAGGGGGAUCAAGACAAACCCAACAAGCAUCGGGCAAAACACGCCAGGCUCAGGCGUAGCGAGAGUCUCUCUGAGAAGCAGGUGAAAGAGGCCAAGUCCAAAUGUAAACGUAUUGCUCUCCUUCUUACGGCUGCUCCACCCAACCCCAACAACAAGGGGGUGUUGAUGUUCAAGAAACAUCGGCAGAGGGCCAAGAAAUACACACUUGUAAGCUACGGCACAGGAGAAGACGAACCAGAGUACAGCGACGAAGACGAGGAAAACGAAGACGACAAACAAGAAACCCACACUGUUGAAUUUACCCUUCUGGCUCCUAGUGAUUCUGACAAGCAUUUCCUUACUAAUGCCCAUAGUAGCAAAGGUGUGCUAACCAUCAACUGGGACAAGGGUCUCCUUGAAAUUGAAAGGAACCUGAACAACCAAGCAGAGAUGGAAUGUUUGCCUGAAACCAAGGGAAAGGGUGCCCUAAUGUUUGCUCAACGGCGUCAGAGAAUGGAUGAGAUUUCUGCUGAACAUGAGGAGCUUAGGCGCCACGGGAUGCCAGUGGAAGGGGUGCCGGAGGCUGAAAAGAAGAUAGCGGAACACUCCUACAUGCAGUCCACAACAGAGGGCCAUGCUUACAUGGAUGUAAAUAUACACCAACAAAGCCAACAGCAACAACAGUACCAGCAAUAUCAGGAGCAGCAGUACUAUGCGCAACAACAGAACUACCAACAACAACAAUACCAACAACAGUAUCAGCAGCAGCAGUAUGAACAACAACAUUAUCAACAACAGCAAAUGUAUCAGCAGCAGCAGCAGCAAGAAUAUCAAGAGCAACAGCAAAUGCAGCACUAUUCUACAAACAUCAAUGGCACAGUCCAACAUCAAACCAGUGAAAUGCAGAGUUCUUUCAACAAUAGUACUGCAAAGCCUUUCUCAGCAGAAAACAUGGCGGCUACCCCUUAUUCUCCCGCAAUGAGUGGGACCAAUCAAGAUUCCGUGGGCCAAGGAGAGCAGAUAGCUUCCCGCGAUGAGCGCAUUUCUACCCCUGCAAUUAAGACUGGCCUUUUGAUGGAUGCAAGGAAAAGAAACACUGGCAAACCUAUGUUCACUUUUAAGGAAGCACCAAAAGUGUCACCGAACCCAGUAUUGCUAAACCUUCUCAACAGGAGUGAUAAGAAGUUGGGUUUUGAGUCAGGACCUGAGGAAGACUACCUUAGCCUUGGGGCUGAGGCUUGUAAUUUUCUCCAGGCUUCAGUUAAACACAAGAUUCCACCACCAGUGGCUCCAAAGCCUAUGAUCAAUCCCAACUCUCCUCCUUGGUCCCCACAGAUAGAAGAGACCAACCAGGACAUGCCUCAACAAGCUGAAAAUAGUGUAUCCACACCUGCUGCAGCCCCCACCACAGAGAGUGCCUCUGCUCCUGAACUAGAGCCAACCCCUGCACCUGCCCCUGAGCCCUCCCCCCCUCCUGCCCCUCAGGAGGCUCCUGCCAGCACAACCACAAAGGAACAGCACACAUGGACUCCCCCAGAGCCUGAAUCUCAACAACAGCCUCUGCAAGUGACAGCUCAAGAUGAAAAUGGUCAUAUGAAUUCUAGCCUGCAGCCAGAGCCUGCUCCUGUGACUAACUGGGCUGCAGCACAAACACAAGCACAACAGCCACCAACUAAUUCUUGGCAUCCAGCUCAAGUGCAGCCCCAGGAACCACGUCCAAGUCAGUCCCCAACACAGCCACCUUGGGUGACACGUCAGCCUACUCAGACCCAAGCACAGCCUCAAACCUCGACAAAUACUUGGACGCCUCAAAUUCAGCCAUCUUGGAGUCAAGAGCAGGCACAAGCCCAGACACAUGCUCAGCAAUCCUGGGCCCAGCCUCAAGAGCAGUUACAGGUUCAGCCACAGGUUCAGCCACCCUGGACACACUCUCAUGAGCAGCCAAAUCUGCAGCAGAUGCAACCAACUUGGGUUCAACCUCAAGAACCAAUGCAACAGCAGCCCCAGCCCCCAUGGGUACAGCCAUCACAAACAGACUCUCAGCAUCAACCACCAUGGGUGCAACAACCCCAGCAAAAUUCCCAAGCACAACCUCCUUGGGUUCAACAGGUUCAGCCAGAAUCCCAGCAACAACCACCAUGGGUUCAGCAACCACAACACCAGGCUCUACAGCAAGCAUGGCCACAGGCCCAAGCACAAGGUCAGCCACAACCACCUUGGGUCUCAGCUCAGCCCCAGCAGCAACAGCAACCCUCAAUUAAUGUAUGGUCUCCAUCACAAACUCAAGCCCAGGUUCAGCCACCUUGGAUCCAAGCAGCCCAAGCACAACCUCAGCCACAGCCCCAAGCCAAUUUAAAUCCAUGGGCGCCAGUGCCUACCCAGGCUCAGUCCCAACCCUCAUGGGCCCAGCACCCUUCGGAACAUGGUCAGCACCCCAUGGGUUCUUGGGCCCAAGAGCAAAAUCAGGCCCAACAUCAACCACCUUGGGCUCAAACAGUUCCACCCCAGUCCACACCACAGCCAAACUGGCAACAGUCGACUUCAAAGACUCCAUCACAGCCACCAAUAAAUACAUGGCCUUCAGCUCAGACACAACCUCAGACACCUGUUAAUACCUGGGCACCACAAUCACAGCAAACACCUGUGAAUGUUUCCCCGUCAAUGGUUAACACUCGUCCCUCUCCAAAACCUUGGCAUCCACCACAAAAUGCCCCACAAAACCGGACCCCUCCACCUCCUCCACCGCGAAUGCAGUCUUUUACCAUUGGUCAAAGAGCUUUAUCACCCAUCAACCCAAUGGCCACUGUCUUAAACCCAUCAUCCCAAGGUUCAGCGUUUGAGAUGCCAGCAGUCAAAGGGAAAGGAGCUGAUAUGUUUGCCAAGAGGCAAUCUCGUAUGGAGAAGUUUGUUGUGGACUCUGAGACUGUUCAAGCAAACAAAGCCAGCCGGCCAACAUCGCCAGUUGCUUCCUUACCAAACGAGUGGAAAUAUACACCCAAUGCACUUGGCAGGAGCUACUCCCUCUCCCCAUCAGCCAGAGUACCAUCCACGGGCCAGAAGUCAGCUUCGGCUUCUUCCUCCCCAAAGCCUCCAGCUCGGGGCUUCUCAUCUCCCUUAGCAAGGCAGACCUCCUGGCUGGAGAAGGGCCACAAACCCCCUACGCCCUGGGAGGCUGCCUCUCGGCAUCCAAUGGGCCUGGUGGAUGAAGCAUUUGCUUUCCAGAACCUCCAGCAAACCCUCGCCUCAAACGUCCGCCUGGCAGCCCAGCGCAAAAUGCUGCCCGAGCCCCCAGCAGAGUGGAAGGCCAAGGUUUCUUACCAAGCCCCGCAGAAAACAGGCAGCCACACCUGGAGUCAGAGCCAAAGCCGCAGUUAUAGUCGAGCUCCACUACCAUCAUUUGUGUCCCCAACACGGAGCAUUGUCUCCACUCCUGCCAGUCAUGCUGGUUACAGGUCUCUACCCAGACAGUGGCAGCCUCAGAGGUCUGUGGCAGAGGCAAAUCUGGGCCCCUCAGUUUCCUACUCUGAGCACAAGAGGCCCAUGGGGAAGCAAGCUUACAAGUCUGUGUACACCAGCAACACUUGGAGUUGGAAGCGGUAGGAGUCAACCUGUGUGACCUUAAAUGAGUAAAAUCCUAUUACUUACUGAUUUUAUAACAGAUUCAAGUGCAGUUAGAGCAUUUCCUAUAACAAUAACAACAAUAUGGUGUGUGAGGAGAGUGAGCUAAUGUAUGAUGAAGUGGACAUUUGGAAAGAUUGCUGGAUUUCUCCUGGUUUUGACAUGCUAACAGCGUUUUAAAAACAUGCUUUGUACUUUUUGAUGUUGAAUCUUUAAUAUAAAAUAUUUUAGAUGAAAUCUAUGCAUGCCAUAAUCAAAUGUGAAAAUAGAUGAUUACUUCAACAAUGUAUGGAGACAUUAUACCAUUAACAUUUAACUGACAACUUUUGAGCUUGGUUAAUACACUGAAGUGGGCCUGUUAUUCAUUAGAUGAGGCAAUGAGUAUGUUGUUUAGAAUGGAUAUAAUAGAUCUGAAUGGACAUGUUUGGUACAAAAUAAGUGGAGAGAUUUGAAGGAUUGUAUCGUAACCGUAUAUCUGGAGAUAACUAUAAAUGUUGACUGUUCAGUGAACCUCUCAGAAUAUACAAAAUAGGUGAUUAUGGGGUCCUGAGAAAAGAGAUAUGUGAGGAUACUGAAAGAGAGAAAGAAGCAGUGACCUACCCAUCAUAUAGUAUAUAAGUUGCUUUACCUCUUGAAUUGUUGUCAGCUUGUGGAUGGAGUUUCUGUUCAUACUUUUUAAAUUUUCUGCUGUGGAUGUAUGUAUCUAGCAUGCUGGUUCUUGCAGUGAUGGUGCACUUAUUUUUGGAUGGUUUUGUUUGAUUUUUAAUCCGUGAAACUUGAGUGUGGUGGAGAACUCGUUUCACUGUCAGAAUACAAUUAGAGAUGCAUUAGAAGUGAGGCUUAAAACUUGGAGAAAGGUUAGUGCUAUAACUCAGAAUGUUGUGGGCGGACAUGUCGUUAUGUAAGCUCUAAUAAGUGAGAUUAAUUCACGUAUUUACCAGGUGCAUUUUAAUUAGCGCAUUAGCAUGUGGCCAUUAACUACUCAGAGAGAGGGAGAAGAUGAGAAGCAGAAACUAGGACAUCUUUUCUCCCGUUACAGUUUUCCAAGACCUUUUCUUUAGGAAUCUGGAAUGAUUUGUCACAUUGCAGCACACAGUAUGUAGAUGGAAAAUGGGGUUUAGUUGGGGGUAAAAGAUAACUUGAGGAAUGUCCUAAUUACGGCUACAAAAAAAGAUUGUUUUAGUUUAUGAUAGGUUUACUGACACUGGGAGAAUUGCUUACAGUAUGUAAUGGGUUUGUGGCUUGUGCUUGGUUUGGGAUUUUGCUAUAAACUUGUAAUCAUCUCCAAAGAUAAAAGCAAUGUUGGUGUUUCCACAGAGCGUACAUAAUGUCCUAAUGUGAUUCUCACCAAGCAGUCUCAUAAACAUAAAUAAGAUUUAUCACACAGCAUUGUGUUGUGUCUCAGCUGCCUCACUGAGCAUCAUACAAUAGUGUAUCUGUGAUAAUUACACUGUAUUGCUUAUUAUGGUAACAAUACAAUACCAGUAAUCAAUUUCUUUUCCAAACUAAUUCAGAUAUGGAUUCAAAUAAAGGGUAAAUGAAAAUAAAUACAGACAAAUAACACUA